Messenger RNA from Perognathus longimembris pacificus (Pacific pocket mouse), 4803 nucleotides. RefSeq names its product maestro heat like repeat family member 2B (gene Mroh2b). Lineage: Eukaryota; Metazoa; Chordata; Mammalia; Rodentia; Heteromyidae. The transcript is spliced from 42 exons. The record is from RefSeq and is a predicted model, not a curated record. The coding region runs from base 1 to 4803 and encodes 1600 amino acids. Gene Ontology annotation, cellular component: cytoplasm; acrosomal vesicle.
AUGCAGCCAUUUUGUUGGUCAGCAGGAGCUCAGAAGCCAGAAAAUGUCAUAGUAGAAGAAUCCAGCAUCAUCGUCCUCAGCAAGCUAUUUGGAGAUAUUAACCUCACUCUUGGGAUGCUGAACAAGGAAGAUAAUAAUAACAAGGAAGACAUUUACAGUCAUCUUACUUCUGUCGUUCAGAAUGCUGAUAUCUUGGAUGAUGCAAUUGUCCAACGAUUGAUUUAUUAUACUUCUAAGGACAUGAGAGAUGACAACAUCCUCAGAGAAAUCAGAAUGCUAGCUGGUGAGGUAUUGGUGUCUCUGGCUGCACAUGAUUUCAACUCUGUGAUGUACGAAGUACAAAGUAACUUCCGGAUUCUAGAGCUACCAAAUGAAUUUGUUGUGCUUGCCCUGGCUGAACUGGCAACCAGCUAUGUGUCCCAGAGCAUUCCCUUCAUGAUGAUGACCCUGCUCACCAUGCAAACCAUGCUCAGGCUAGCUGAGGAUGAACAGAUGAAACAAACUUUCUGUAUUGCCCUUGAGAAGUUCAGCAAAGCCAUUUACAAGUAUGUCAACCACUGGAGAGAUUUCCCCUAUCCCAAGUUGGACGCUAACCGCCUCUCCGACAAGAUCUUCAUGCUGUUUCGGUACAUAAUGGAGAAAUGGGCCCCCCUGGCCUCACCCGAGCACACUUUGGCUAUAAUUAAGGCCCAUGGUCCAACAGUAAGCCUGUUAUUGCAUAGAGAAGACUUCCAUGAAUACGCCCUGAACCAGGUGCCAUGGCUCCUGCAACAGUACAAAGACGCAGAGACUGAUUUCUAUGUCACACAGAGUCUAAAACAGAUUUUAACGGCAGCAGCCUUUUAUGACAUUGGCAUUCCCAGGAACCUGAGAAAAUCCAUCUUUAUCCAUUUACAACACCAGAUCUGCCGAGUUCCAGAGCCUCCAAUAAAGGAAAACGAAGUGGAAGCUUCCAGCUGUUUCAUCAUUUUAGCCCAUUCCUGUCCAGCAGAACUGCUUGAAUUUUUUGAUGAGCAAAUCAGAAGUAACAAUGAGAUUGUUCGAGUAGGAAUCUUAACUUUGUUGAGAUCAGUCAUCAAUGCUGAGGAGCCCAGAUUGAGGGAUUAUGUCAUGUCCAUUGAAAGAACAACCAAAGUUGUCAUGGGGGACCCCAGUAUAAAAGUAAGGUAUGCCACACUUCUCCUCAUCCAAACUAUGUGUGAAAAGUGCUACAUCGAAGCCCGGGAAGGAUGGCCCUUGAUUGAUUAUAUCUUCUCCCAGUUUGCAGCAUCCCACAAAAAACUGGAGAAGCCGGUGAAACCCAUGGAUGAAAAGGGAGAGAAAUAUAUUCAAGAAACAAGCCUUAAGGUCUUAAAAUCUCUAGAUCCACUGGUCAUUGGAAUGCCCCAGGUGCUAUGGCCAAGAAUCCUGACUUUUGUGGUCCCUGUAGAAUAUACGGGAACUCUGGAGCACCUGUUUAAUAUCAUCAGAAUUCUGGUUAUGGCAGAGGAAAGGAAGAAGCAUGAUAUCAAGCAGUCAACAGCACUUGUCAUCUCUACAGGAGCUGUCAAUCUUCCUUCACCACAUCAGCUACUGGCAAGACUUCUGGUAAUAUCUAUGCUUGCAAGCUUGGGGAAAUUAUGUGGGGCUGGUGCAAUAGGACUUUUGAAGAUAUUCCCUGGAAUAAUUCAUCCAAAUUUGGUAGACCUAUGGAAAACACGUUUACCUGAGCUCCUGCAACCUCUAGAAGGAAAAAAUGCCAGCAUUGUGCUAUGGGAAACCAUGCUGCUUCAGUUGCUUAAAGAAUCUUUGUGGAAAAUCAAUGACAAGGCCUGGACCAUUCAACUGAGUCAUGAUUUCAGCAAGCAAAUGGACAGUUACAGCAAUACCUCCAUGGAAAAGAAAUUCCUUUGGAAAGCCUUAGGAACCACCUUAGCCUCCUGCCAAGAUACAGACUUUGUAAGCUCACAGAUUAAGGAAUUUCUGGUUUCUCCCAGCCAGCUGGGGGACCAAAGACAGGGAACAACAUCUGUUUUAGGAUAUUGUGCAGAGAGCCACCUGGAUAUUGUCCUAAAAGUACUCAAAACAUUCCAAGAUGAGGAGAAGUUUUUUAUCAAUCGAUGUAAGGGCAUUUUUUCUGGGAAAAGGACCCUGACUAAGAUUGACCUCAUAGUGAUCUACGGAGCAGUGGCCCUGCAUGCUCCCAAGCUACAACUUCUCACAAGGCUUGACCACGACAUCAUGGCCCGAAUCCUGUUUCUGUAUAGCCAGUGUUCUCAGGUUCUGGGUUUAUCUGUGAUGAAUAAGGACAUGGACCUGCAAAUGAGUUUCACAAGAAGCAUCACUGAGAUUGGCAUUGCCAUCCAAGAUGCUGAGGAUCACGGGUUCCAGUUUUGCUACAAGGAAAUGCUGAUAGAUUUCAUGCUGAACUUGAUAAAGGAUGAGCCCUUGGAUUCCUUAGCUAGUCCUGUUCGGUGGAAAGCCUUAAUUGCCAUCAGAUAUUUAAGCAAACUGAAACCUCGGCUCUCAUUGAAGGGCCAUCUUAAUAUUCUUGAAGAGAAUAUCCGAAGGCUCUUGCCACUUCCACCUCUGGAAAAGCUCAGAAGUGAGGGUGAGACGGAGAAGGACAAGGAGCACAUUAAUUUUCUAUAUGAAAGAUCCAUGGAUGCUCUAGGAAAACUUCUGAGGACCAUGAUAUGGGAUAAUGAUGAUGCAGACGACUGUGAAGAAAUGUUUAAUCUUCUCCGAAUGUGGCUUGUUUCACCAAAAGAGUGGGAACGAGAAAGAGCCUUCCAGAUUAUUGCUAAAGUACUGACAAAUGAUAUUACGGCACCACAGAAUUUCAAAGUUGGGUCACUCCUUGGGCUCUUGGUUCCUCACUCGUGUGACACUCUGCCCAGCAUUCGUCAAGCAGCUACUAGCUCAACCAUUGGUCUGUUCUGUGUAAAAGGCAUUCACCUGGAAAUGGAAAGACUUCAGGAUUUACAGGAAGGGCUGGUAUGUGAUGAUGUGCAGGUCCAGGUCAAGAUUGCCUCCAAAAUAGCUAAGAUUGUCUGCAAAUUCAUCCCAAGUGAAGAAAUUCUGAUGUUCUUGGAGGAAACACUGGAUGGUCUGGAAACCCUCAAUGCCAUGUGCGCAAAAGCCUGUGGCAUAUGGUUGAUUGCAACCCUGAAGGAACAUGGAGUUGCUCUGGAAGAUCAGCUGCUGGAUAUUCUGAACACAGUUUACCACCACAUGCCUGUCCUCAGACAAAAGGAGGAAAGUUUCCAGUUUAUGCUAGAAGCCAUCUCCCAGAUAGCCAGCUUCCACAUGGAUGCAGUGGUUGUCAACCUCCUUCAGAAGCCUCUGCCCUUUGACAGGGACACAAAGACAUUGUGGAAAACACUGGCUGAAAACCCAGCUUCCGGUGGCAAGCUCAUUCGAGCCUUGAUAGACAAACUGCAGGUCCGGUUAGAAGAUGACAUCGCUGGGGCAGAAGCAAUUGCAGUGGCCUGUGCUAUGUAUGAAGUGCUCUCAAUGGGAGGCCCUGUCACUAGCUUGUAUCCAGAACUGUUCACGCUCCUCCUGAAGCUGGUCAGCUGUACGCUGGGCCAGAAGAUGCCCAUUUCAGCCCUGAACCACAGGCGGCGUGUGAUGCAACCAGGGGAACGACAGCAGACUCCAGACCCCUGCAGGCUCUCAAUAGCAACCCUGAAGUGUCUGCAAGCCCAAGCCAUGAAAGAAGGUCUUGCGAAAGAAUCUGAGGAGGGGGAUAAUUUAUGGACCCUGCUUAGCAGUCCUGAGAACCAUCACAUAGGAGUGUGUGUGCUCGCCAGGAGCAUGGCAGUCUGGCAACAUGGCGUCAUACUGGACAUCAUGGUAUACCUCCUUCCAUCUCUCACCUCCUCCUCGGAGAACUACCGGAUAACUGGCACCGCUUUCUUCUCUGAGCUCAUGAAGGAGCCAGUCCUGUGGAAGCAUGGAAAUCUGCGAGAGGUUCUGAUCUUGAUGGAUCAGAGUGCCUGGGACACCAACGCUACUCUGAGGCAAAUGGCCAUCCGGGGACUUGGUAACACAGCAUCUGGGGCCCCUCACAAGGUAAAGAAGCAUAAGCAGAUAAUGUUAGAGUCUGUCAUCAGAGGUCUCUAUCACCUGGCUCGCACAGAGGUCGUCUGUGAAAGCUUGAAGGCCCUCAAAAAGAUCAUGGAGCUUCUCACAGACAGAGAUGUGAGCUUCUACUUCAAGGAAAUAGUGCUGCAAACAAGAACCUUCUUUGAAGACGAGCAAGAUGAUGUGAGACUGACCGCCAUCCUCUUAUUUGAGAAUCUGGCAUCCCUAACAGGAAGAAGGUGGAAACCCUUUUUUGCUGAAGAAAUUAAAAAGAGCAUGAUUUCAUUUCUUCUUCAUCUCUGGGAUCCCAAUCCUAAGAUUGGAACUGCUUGCCGUGAUGUCCUGGUCAUCUGCAUACCAUUCCUGGGCCUGCAAGAACUCUAUGGGGUUUUAGAUCAUCUCCUCGUUCAGGACCUGCCAAGGGCCAGGGAUUUCUAUAGACAAUUCUGUGUAAAACUGGCAAAGAAAAACCAGGAAAUUCUGUGGAUCCUCCAUACACACACAUUCACCUUCUUCACCAGUAACUGGGAGGUGAUCAGAAGCUCAGCUGUCAAACUCACAGACGCUAUCAUUCUCAAUUUGACCAACCAAUAUGUGGAGUUAUUAGACAGAGAGCAAUUGACCACACGGCUCCAAGCACUUCGUCAGGACACCUGCGUCAGUGUCCAGAGAGCUGCUGAAGCCUCCUUACAGACCCUCCUAAGAAGGUGUAGAGAGAUAAGCAUCCCACUGUAA